This is a messenger RNA of Pocillopora verrucosa, 815 nucleotides long. RefSeq names its product probable U3 small nucleolar RNA-associated protein 11. The record is from RefSeq and is a predicted model, not a curated record. Gene Ontology annotation, cellular component: small-subunit processome; nucleolus. Gene Ontology annotation, biological process: rRNA processing. NCBI's taxonomy places the organism in Eukaryota, Metazoa, Cnidaria, Anthozoa, Scleractinia, Pocilloporidae.
UCAAAGAUGGCGUCUUUCGAGAAGGCUAAGAAGUCUUAUCAGAAGUUUCAUAAAGAAAGGGGACAGUUGAAAAGCAGAAAGAAGUAUGGUCUUCUUGAAAAGCAUAAAGAUUAUGUCUUGCGUGCAAGAGACUAUCACAAAAAGCAAGAUCAUCUCAAACUUCUGAGAGAGAAAGCAUUAAACAAGAAUCCAGAUGAAUUUUACUUCAAGAUGAUCAGCAGCAAAACCAAGGAUGGAAUCCACCAUGCAAAGAGAGGAAAGACACACACUGCUAAGGCUCUGAAGCACAUGAAAACACAGGACCUGAACUAUGUUAGUUCUAAAAGAUCCAUGGAAGCAAAGAAAAUAGAAAAACUUCAAGCUAGUCUUCAUUUGUUGGAAGAUGACAAUGUAUGUCCUGUGAAUCAGCAUGUAGUUUUUGUGGACAGUGAAAAAGAAGCUCAGUCUUUUGAUGCUGCUGCACAUUUUGACACUGUGCCAGAACUUGUGUCAAGAACAUACAACAGGCCCAGAAAGGAAACACUAAAAAGACAUCUCGUGCAGACUCCAGAUGACCACACUGUUCAGAGACUUGAAAAACAAAGGCAUCGUUGUUACGAAGAGUUAAGAGAACGAAUUGAACGGGAGAGCAAAUUGCAAAAGGUCACUGAGGAACUGGAGCUUCAGAAGCACCUUAUGGGCAAAGGCAGACGAGUGAAAAUACAGAAAGAUGAAAAAUCUACACCAGUUUACAGAUGGAAGAGAGAAAGAAAAAGAUAGCACGAAUUCUUGACUCAUUGUAGUUACUAAAUAAAGAAUCUUUGUUACAUGAAAAA